CUCUCUCUCUCUUCCUCUUUCUCUUUCUACCUGUCUCUGUCUCUUGCGACGUGGUCUGCUCCGCUGCUCUCCAGUCAACACGAGCAAGCGGCGGGAUACGAGCGAGCCGAGCUACGGGAGCGAGUCGCCUCCAAAUUAGACAGUGACGUGACGCGACUCGAGAAAGAUAGAACGCCAAUGUGGGCUCUCAGAAUUGAUUACCUGCCGCAGCAGCAGACGGACAGUCGUCGUCCAGCACAACGAGCGAUCCCAUUCAGUUCGGUCUUUAUGAGAGAAGGUUGAGGAGACCGCUCUCUUGUGCGUCGGUAGCGUCCGUCUAUGCCGCUGUAACAGCCGGGGAGCCGGAGCCCUCUCGGAGCGUAGUGCCGAUGGUGAAGUGGAAAAGUCGCCGCCAGUGACAGUUGGUUUCAUCCGUUCGUGAUGAGGGACCGCGAUCGUGACGAAUCAUGAGAAGAGCCAAGGGCAAGCAUAAAUCGUAGCGUCGCGCCUCCUCAGCCGCGACAACAGCCGCCGCCUCCUUGCGUCCGGGUGACAUCGACGCUCCGCGACAGAAGUGGCAGAGCGGAGUCCGGUAGUGCGGAUCCGUCGGCUGAUCGCCAGAGACUCCAGGGAAAAUGUCCACCGUAGCGCCCGCCGGCAACAGCACCGCGGGACCGAACGGCAACGGUCCGAUUGUACCUGCACCGGUGUUCGCGCUACCGACGUUGUCCUUCACCGUCGGCCAAGUGGCCACGGUCUGCGAGACCUUGGAGGAGAGCGGUGACAUCGAGAGGCUGGCCAGGUUUCUAUGGAGCCUACCGGUCGCGCACCCCAACAUCCAAGAACUCAAUCAGAGCGAGGCUGUCCUCAGGGCGCGCGCCAUCGUGGCCUUCCACUCGGGGCAAUAUCGCGAGCUCUACGCGAUUCUGGAGAGGCACAAGUUCACCAAGGACUCGCACGGUAAGCUGCAAGCCAUGUGGCUGGAGGCGCACUAUCAAGAGGCCGAGAAGCUGCGCGGCAGGCCGUUGGGCCCGGUGGACAAGUACCGCGUCCGGAAAAAAUUCCCGCUGCCGAGGACGAUCUGGGACGGCGAGCAGAAGACGCACUGCUUCAAGGAGAGGACCAGGUCGCUGUUGCGAGAGUGGUAUCUGCAGGAUCCCUAUCCGAAUCCGGGCAAAAAGAGAGAGCUGGCCUCCGCGACGGGUCUCACGCCGACGCAGGUCGGGAAUUGGUUCAAGAACAGGAGGCAAAGGGACCGAGCCGCUGCGGCGAAGAAUAGGAUGCAACAGCAGUCAGGCCCGGGAAACGGAAACACGCGGCGCACCCUGAGCCCGGGACCCGGCGGCAGCGACUCCGAGGAUUCCGACAUUUCCCUCGGAGGAGCAUCACCAGCGUCACCAAACGCCUCACCGCCACCGAACCACCAACCGUCCCCGGUGCCCCUCGGACCCCUCGGACCCUUGCCAACCCCUUCCUUAAAUUUCCGUUUCGAUCCUACGCAGCCGCAGUUUCGCUUCGGCCACACGACGCCUUUCAAGUUUCCGCCGACGGGCUUCCGAUUCGGGCCGCAUAGUCCGCAGCCUAACCACCCGACUAUGCCGAGCGGAGGGAUUUUCAGGAUCGCGGAGACCAGCCCUUUCCAGGCUAUAGGGCCCAGGGGUGAUGUAGGAUCGAGAUUGCCGGAUCCAUUGGGACUGCCACCGCCGAGGCUCCACCCGCACGAAGGCCUGCUACACCACCCGCACCCCCAGCUGAGCGAUGGGAUAUCCAGGAUAUCCGAGACAUCGCGGCUGUCCGACGGUGGGCUCUCGCGGCUGUCGGACAGUUUGUCGGAGGCCCACAGCCCGCCAUUGCUGGCGGCGAACCUGUCGGUCGCGGGUCCCUUGAGGGUGGCUGUGCCCAGCCCUGGCACCCCCUCCUCCCGGGGCAGCCCGCCCCCCCGGCAGCAGACACCUCAGGGUCAAGCUCAGAGUCAGGGUCUGAUAAGGGUCGCCACGCCGCCACCGCCGCCACCGCCGCCGCUGCCGCCGUUGCCGAAUCCGAGACCGCAGAUUCACAGGCCGUUCUCACCCUCGUGAUUCGACGAGAGCGACAGGAGAAGAAGCGCCAUCCUUGGGGCAAGCGAUGAUACCGUGUGACGUCGAGGUAAAACGCCGUCGACGUGCGCUAUCGCGACACCGUGGGCGAGCGGGCGAGCGGGCGAGCGAACAGACUUACUCACUUUCUUUCUUUCGUUCGUUCGUUCGUUCGUUCGUUCGUUCGUUCGUUCGUUCGUUCGUUCGUUCGUUCGUUCGGUCGUCGCCGCGCGAGCCGGCUAUCUGCUUUGCCAGAGGAGUCUCCGUGAGUCGACGGGGAUGACGACGAUGGAGAGGAAACGGUCGGUCGACGGAAGUUUCAAGGACGAGCGAUAUACACGGCGAAUCGGUGACAAACCUCGUGGACAACCUCGUCGAGAACCGGCGCGACGGAGGUCGACGCACGGCAGGACGUCGACGGGUGACACGCAGUCAUCGCGCGAGGAUCGUUCGAUGACAUUCGCGAACACGCCUUUCUUCGAGACGACCUCAUCGCUUCGCUUCGUCGGAGUCUCCGUCGUAGUCUCCAUGACGGUCGGAGCGGGGAACGGUGUACCGCCAGCGAAGAGAAAUCAACGACGUGGUAUCGUUGACGGAACAAUUCACCGAGCGCGCAAGGCCAGCUCGAGAAUACGCUGAGUGGUGAGAAUAUGCUGAGUGUCAGCAUGCUUUGGGGUGCGCUUGGGGGGAGCUUCUCCUCUCCCCGAUGAUGUCGAGGCAGCCUGCGCGAGAAGAAAAUGCUCCUCGAUCGCGGACCGCGCGAGAAUGGAGAGGGCCGGGGGGAAGACGGACAGAAUAGACUGUUCGAAAAGUGAGUACAAGUCCGUCGGAUAAGUGCAAUCCUCUCGGGUACGAAGGAGAGAACGAACGGUCACGGGGUGCGAUGGGAUGAUGGUGGUGGUGUGUACAUAACUGUUUCUCUCAGGCGUUGCCCGACCCGUCUGACUCGUCGAAGCCUACGAACCACGCGUAGUAUAUACACAGUGGAAUCCCCAUAGUUUGUAAAUAGCGCCGCUUUUUAGCGCCCUCCCUCUUUCCCCUCCUCUCUUCCUCCUCCUCCUCCUCCUGCCCCCCA
This is a messenger RNA of Harpegnathos saltator (Jerdon's jumping ant), 3129 nucleotides long. It is a transcript of the gene Optix, whose product is annotated as optix. The transcript is spliced from 3 exons. The record is from RefSeq and is a predicted model, not a curated record. Gene Ontology annotation, molecular function: DNA-binding transcription factor activity, RNA polymerase II-specific; RNA polymerase II cis-regulatory region sequence-specific DNA binding. Gene Ontology annotation, biological process: regulation of transcription by RNA polymerase II. NCBI's taxonomy places the organism in Eukaryota, Metazoa, Arthropoda, Insecta, Hymenoptera, Formicidae. Bases 615 to 2057 code for a protein of 480 amino acids. Gene Ontology annotation, cellular component: transcription regulator complex; nucleus.